ACUGAUCUACCCAGUGCUGCAGGCUCUUGACUUCUGGACUGCAUCCUACCAGCAGAACCAGAACGUGCCCAUUCUUUACAGGCCUCUCAUGGCUCGUUAUUUGCUGCAGUACCUGGGCGCUGACACCUCCCUGGAGCCACUCCUGCUUGCUAACAAUCACAGCUCCCUGGACCAGCCAGCCAUCAGUGCUAAGAUCCGUUCCAAGCUGGACUGGACCACUUUACUUCCAGGUGAGCGCAAGAAGCAUUUCCGACCGGUCAUUAAAGAAACUGGGUCACCUGGGUUGCUGGAUCAGGUGAUGGCAUUUCUGGAUGUGAGGGCAUCACCGCUGCUGGCAGAACAGGAGGUUCUGAGUAGGACGCCUAAAGCAUACAUGUUGACCUGUGAGUUUGAUGUGCUGAGAGAUGACGGGUUGAUGUAUGCCAGGCGCCUGCAGGAUGCUGGUGUCACAGUGACCAGCGAUCACUAUGAGGAUGGUUUUCAUGCCUGUAUGGUGUUUGCAUACACACCAAUGAUGUCUAGUGUUGGACAGAGGAGCAUGAACAACUUCAUCCGCUGGCUGGACCAAAAUCUGUAGACAAACAAACUGCUCCUUCUAAACCAGGAUCUGUAGUGUUUGUCUGUGGCACCAAAGAAGUGUGGUACAGGAAAGCUCAUUGUUGAACCUAAAGGGAGGAGCAACACCUUCAUCACAAAUGUAAUCCAUGUGAGGGCAGGAGAGGUAGUUGAAACAUCACACCUGAACCCAAGAAAGCAUCUGUCAGCAGCCACGAGUCCUGACCAGACACCAGGUAGGCUGCGUUAGAUGGGAGCAUCUACAAAUAUGUUAAAUUUAGAAACAUGGGAACACAACCAGCAGUCACAUUUAACCAAAUUAUAUACUUACCUUUU
Molecule: messenger RNA, 891 nt
Organism: Monopterus albus (swamp eel)
Lineage: Eukaryota; Metazoa; Chordata; Actinopteri; Synbranchiformes; Synbranchidae
Product: neutral cholesterol ester hydrolase 1-like
Exons: 1
Coding region: 89-577 (162 amino acids)
Molecular function (GO): hydrolase activity
Source: RefSeq, a predicted model, not a curated record